Molecule: messenger RNA, 682 nt
Organism: Argentina anserina (silverweed cinquefoil)
Lineage: Eukaryota; Viridiplantae; Streptophyta; Magnoliopsida; Rosales; Rosaceae
Product: NADH dehydrogenase [ubiquinone] 1 beta subcomplex subunit 9
Exons: 6
Coding region: 32-385 (117 amino acids)
Biological process (GO): mitochondrial electron transport, NADH to ubiquinone
Source: RefSeq, a predicted model, not a curated record
CCGACGCGACUCACCAGAGAGAGAGAGAGAGAUGAGCGGAGUUUCAACAGCGGCGUACGUAGCUCGCCGGGCAGCUCAGAAGGAGCGGGUUCGGAUCCUCUACCGUCGGGCCCUCAAGGACACUCUCAACUGGGCCGUCCACCGCCACCUCUUCUACAAAGAUGCUGAUGCUCUGCGCGAGCGGUUCGAGACCAACAAGCACGUGGAAGAUCUUGACACAAUUGAUAAACUCAUAGUGAAUGCUGAAGCUACCUACAAUAAGUGGCGCCACCCUGACCCUUAUGUUGUUCCCUGGGCUCCUGGCGGUUCAAAGUUUCAUCGUAAUCCAACUCCACCUGCUGGGAUUGAGAUAGUAUAUGACUAUGGCAAAGAAGGCAAUGACUAAAUGAUGCUUAAUUUUCCUUCCAACAAAUAAAGAUCAAGAUGAAGAAUGCGUAUGAUGAUGAAGACACUUUAAUUAUUGAGGCCAGCCUCUUUGAUGUAUUGCUUAAGCAAAUGAUGGUUUUUAAGGUUCAAAUUAUUUCAAAUGCAGUUCCUCCUUUUUGGUGUAUUUGGUUCUUUUGCUCAAUGGUUCUAAACCUGCAAAUUGGCCUUUGGGUUUGGAGUUGAACUUAAUGGAAUGCAUGAAAUUUGACAUGUUAAUAAUGCAUGGACCCUUUGUUAAUAUCAGAUAUUCUAUUGA